CUCUCUCGGAAGUUCCCAGUCUAUACAAUGGCCGCCAACCUGGAUCUCGCCAACCGUGACCCGAACAAUAUCAACGACCAUAUUAAGGUCACAUUCGAGGAUGUUCUCGCUGAACCGGAAGGCGCUCACUCUAUCGACUGCGUCUGGAAGCUCUCAUACACGUGCUUCACGUGCUGGCUUGGAAUCUGUUACAAGAUCUCAACGCUGCUGUGUGGUAUCUGCAUCGCCGCCGAGUGGGGCUGCGAGUUCGCCUCAGUCGCCUUCUACCAUGUCUGGUACAUCACCCCGAUGUUGAAGAUGUGCGAGAUGAACUGCGCCGUUUUUACGAAGAUGAUGCGUACAUUCCUCUCUUGCUGUAUCGAGCCGUGCUGCGAGGCGUGCGGGGCCCUGUUCCACAACUUCAAGAAAUAAACGCUCAAAGACAUUCAUUAACUUCAUAUACACGAGGAGAUUUGAUAAAAUAGACUUUCAAAAUACAGAGUUGACAGUUAUCGAAAAUCUUAAAUAAUCUG
Molecule: messenger RNA, 512 nt
Organism: Dreissena polymorpha
Lineage: Eukaryota; Metazoa; Mollusca; Bivalvia; Myida; Dreissenidae
Product: caveolin-3-like
Exons: 2
Coding region: 28-411 (127 amino acids)
Biological process (GO): caveola assembly
Cellular component (GO): caveola
Molecular function (GO): molecular adaptor activity
Source: RefSeq, a predicted model, not a curated record